This is a messenger RNA of Periophthalmus magnuspinnatus, 4178 nucleotides long. RefSeq names its product UPF0524 protein C3orf70 homolog B. NCBI's taxonomy places the organism in Eukaryota, Metazoa, Chordata, Actinopteri, Gobiiformes, Gobiidae. The coding region runs from base 358 to 1215 and encodes 285 amino acids. The transcript is spliced from 2 exons. The record is from RefSeq and is a predicted model, not a curated record.
UGGUGAUGAAGUUCAGAUGCGCGCUGCUCCAUUUGCGCGCACACAGGAGCUCUCGGACGUUACGAGUGGGUAUAAAGAUGUGACUCCCACGAGUAGGGACAUCUUUACGAAGACCAAAGACAUCUCCGUGUGGUGCGGUUGUGUUUUCGGACUAUAUGCACUGAUUUGUAGCGGGAACACAAAGCCAGCUGCGUUGUUAGUUUUUCAGCGGUACAGCGGUAUUCGCGUCCGCCCCCCACUUUCACAGAUUCUCCAGCCUGAGGUGAGGAGAAGCUCCUCUCGCUCUCAGCAGCUUUGGAACACUUUUCCCGGACAUAGCGGUGUGCGUUUUUAUAUUUGGACUCGGGAAAUGUCGGCAUGGCCGCCUCGGGAGCACAUAAGUGUCCGAAAAGUGAGAAGUUGGACGAGGCACAAGCUUUGGCCAAAAGCUGCGCGGGGAGACCAGACUUCCUGCCUUGCGAUGGACUCUCCAUUUGCGCCACACACAGCCAUGGGAAGUGCUUCAAGCUGCACUGGUGCUGCCACUUGGGCUGGUGUCACUGUAAAUAUGUGUACCAGCCCAUGACAAAUGUGUGCCAUCUGCCCAGCACAGCAGUGCCCCCUGAAGGAUCGGAGUACAGCGACACUAUUGACCUGUCCUCAUCUCUGGCCGAGCGCUUCCUAAAGCUGGCCCCAAGCUUCCAGUCUCCCCCUCCCCUCGAGUCGCCCAAGUACUGCGUCAUCGCCGACCUGUUUGUGGACGACUACAUAGUCAAACGUAUCAACGGCAAAAUGUGCUACGUGCAGCGCCCCCCACCUCCAAUGCCUGAACCUCCCAAUCCUCCUAGUCCUCCCCCACCUGCCCCCGCUACCCCUCAGGUGCCCCAGAACCCUCCUGCACCCCAACCCAAAGCCCCUAAACUGAACACAGCCUCCCCCAAAGCCAAGCCACCUCCAGCAGCUGUCCAAACGCAACACAAGACCGCCUCGCCUGUGGACAAGGUAAAAGGACCCAAAAUGGAGCACUGUUCUUCCCCAUCCAGCUCGGAGGACUCGGGCAUCAAUGCUCUGGGCCUGCACUUCAUGGAGUCGUGUGAGGACAGCGAGGAGGACGAUGGACUGAGCACGGACGGGAACUCCAGCCCAGGCAGCCUGUGGGACCAGGACGAGUGCUCUGUGCUGUCCCCAUCUAAAUCUAUGAUAGAGAUCAUCGAGAAGAUAGAGACUACGGUGUAACUGACACAGAGGGAGUGGACGCCAUCUUACAGGGACGAAAUCUGCGGAUGAGGAUAUUAUAGGAAUAACAAUCAAGCAUUUGUUUCAGGCCACAUUAUUAGAUAUGUAUUUUCAAGUACAAUGUAGUAUGCUACUAAAUGUGAUGCUGAACCUGCUCAAAGUUAAUAAGGGAAAGAUUAUUUAAGUAAAUGGGGUUGUGCUCAAAAUAUAAUAUAAUAGUGCUUAGAAAGAAGGGUCAAAAUAGCAAUUAUGUGAGCAAAAUUACAUGUAAUAAAAUAUCCACUAGUUCAAUAUGACACAAAAGUAGAUCAACAAUGUACCUCUAGACUCAACAAGUUAUUUUAAAGUUGAAUUGAAUGGUAUUAUCAACAUUACAAAUCAAUAUAUGUAUAAGAUGUGCAAAAUUUCAACAUCAAAAAGGCUCUAAUGAUCUUAAGAAACCCUAGAAAAUGUGUAUCUAAUAAUGUGGCAAGUGAACAUAGAAAUGGUUUGUGUGCAGCGGGUUUUGUACAAUGGAACUGACCAAGGACUAUCCUAUCUAUCACUUAGCCUGUCCACGCACCCCAGCAUGGAGACAUUUUCCAACUUCGAGAAAGCACAAAGCCGCCAAGCACAUGCACAGUGGACCAAACACAUCUCUUGCACUGGGACAUGACAUGGUUAAAAGAGCUCAACCCGAUUUAGCCUAGCCACACUCCCAUCUGAGGAUUUUUGUAAAGGUCUAUUUAAGAAUAUGUGACUGGAUGAAUAAUGUAUGAUAGCAGCUGAUAGACUGGGUUUCUUGAUGAUAAUGAGCAGUUAGGUCAUUCCUGUUCUCCUGUCAACUUUCAAGUGGCCAAAAACUUGAAGCAUGCCAUUUCUCCUGUCAGUGAUUCUACCGUCACAUUAGCAUCUCUCCUGCUAAAUCGAUAUAAAUGUCUUCUUGCAACUGUUAUAGAUCUAUAGCACAUUGACCUAUGAGCUGGUUAUUAUGGAGUAUCUAUUUUCACAUAUUAUGAAAGCUGCCCAAAGUUUGUUCACAUACAAUUUCUUUGACGCCAUUGUAGUGUUAGACAGUGUUAGACAAUCAAGGAAUAGACAAAGCACAUUUUAAUGCUCUAUCUGCCAGUGAGGACCAAGCACAUGUCUUGGGGGGACACUCACAUAAACAGGGAAUGGUUAAAGAUAAUUAUGAUGUUAAAGGGGCUAUAUGUAAACAACAAAAAAAAAACUUUAAAAUGACUUGUAAUAUGUAGAUGUCUGCCAUAUAUUGUCUAAAAUAUAUCAUAUACUGUAUAAUAUAUAUUGAAAAUUGUAACAGGAGCCAAGAAAUUUGAUAAAAGUGGCACAAAGUAACUAAUAUGGACAGCCCACAUUUGUUUAUUUACCUUAUUCCGGACAUUAUCAUUCGGGUUGUAUUAUUUUGUAUGAGGCCGCCGAUCUUGGCAGCAAAUAAGUUAUAUACGGAGUUUAAAGCCUCCCAGAGAAUCGUUGCAGUGUUGACUUGUUGAUCACAUGAAUAUUGAACAUUUUACAUUACUGAACCUACUUAAUAUAAUAUUUUAGCAGCAAAACUCCACUGAAAUGAAAUUAAAUUAAUGGGAUUCCCACUUGCCACCUUAAAGAAAGUGCAGUUUAGUCGCAUUUACGGAAAAAGUUGACAGGGCAGAAUAAGGUCAACGUAAACGUACACUUUUUUAUUAUAUAGAGAUGUGAAUUAUAUAUUCAUACUUACUGGCACAUAAGAAAUAAAAGCACAUACAGCCCCUUUAAAAACAAAAUUUCCAUGUUCUUGAUUGACCUUUUGCUAAUAUGUUGCUAAGGUUUUCAGGUACACUGUUUCGCACACAAAUGUUACAAAGCUAGCAGCAUUAUCAAGACAGCAAACCACUUCUAAUCUGGACUGAUGCAAUUUGAAAAACAUUCAAAUCGUGUUGGAGGAGCAAAGCCUCAUCACAAUUGAAACCACAUUGAUGGCUAGUUUGCAAAAUUGCACUUGGCAAAAGAUAAAUGCUAGCGUGGUGGGCUAUGAACGCUGCAGCUGCUGAUAUUGCUGUCAUAACGUUACAAUGGAAUAAUAAAUUGUCAAACUAACUUUAGCCCUUGGAAGCAAAUAAAUAAUGUCUUUUUGGGAUUCAUCACUCAGAACUCGUCCAUUAUCAAACCAGCCUUGUCACCUGCAGCUUGGACCAAAGCAGAUGAACAAAUGUUUGCCUGAGUGGAGCUGGCGGCGCUUAGCUACGGGUCAAUUGAGCAUGACAAUAUAAAGCUUGUCUCUGGCACAUUUCACAGAUUCACGACAGACCAAAAGACACGUGACGAAGAGGUGUUUUCUCUGAUAUACAUAUAGGCCUAGUUUAAUGCAUAUAUAGGAAUCUUAUGAUAAUGGAGUUGUUAUUUAAUAUUUAAGAAUGAAAUAGGUAACGCUUUGUAAUAACUACACAUUUAACAGCGUUAAUUAAGCGUGAACAAAUAGUUUAUAAAGACUUAUUCAGGCUUGGUAGCUUCUACUUAAUUAACACCCCAACUCCUAACCCCAUAAUUAAGUUGUUACUAAGCCUGAAUAACUCUCAAAGAGGGAACAUCUACUUUUAACUUUUAAUCGCUAGCACAUAACAAUUUGAUUUUUCACUGUUUUGAAAAUGCUAUAGUCGUCAAAAACAAGUAUCCCCUCCCUUUGCUUUCCAUGCUAAGUCACUCCCCCUUCAGAGCGCUAUUACAUACAUCCUGCUAUUGAAACUACUGCACAUCGCAUCAGGUUUGUCAAGAUGCUGUGUACAGUUUCAUAUCAUGUUUUUGUAUAUUUAUGGAGAAUUGUGGUGUGAGAGCAUGGGGAUAGGGUCCGGAACAGAUCGCUGAAUUACUCAAACAUGCAUGGAUGACAUCUUAAACUUGUUCAGGCAUGUUUUUUAUGAGGGAACAUUGUAAUAACAUGGUAGAAAGCUAAAAAAAAAAAAAAAAAAAAAAAAAAUCAAUUUUACAUA